AUGAUUGAACCAGACAAGCCCAUCUCAAUCCGCGUUACCGACCCUCACUUGCCUGGUCUUGCAUUGGAACGUGAUGAGGACGUCAUACGGCCCGGAAGCCAUUUGCUGCGUUACAGACACCUGAGACUUCUUCGGGAAACCUAUGGGGAGAGUCAAACAAUCGAACGCCCUCUGAAUCAGGCGCAUAUCAUGCCUGACACUGGUAGUCCUCAGGAGCUGUUUCGAACCGAAGUUCCGCCAGUACUACCGAGCCAAGGGCCGCGACCUCCUCUGUUUUCCAAGCACGUCUCUCCCGUCCGCGUACUAGACGAUCCUUCCGGGAGGGUGUUGAAGUCCAAUGACGCUGCAUCUAGGGUCUCUCCUGCUCCUCCGGUAGCCCAUGGUGCAGCCGAAGCGCCUCGCCAGUCCAUGACCGUUCAGUUCAGCCCGCCGGUAGACGGACGAAGUGACCAAGUGCCACUUGUCUUCGCCCCGUCUGACUUGGCUGAUACUUCGCGGAAGGUUGCUCGCGCAUCGACAAGCCCUCCUCCCGAGAUCCGCAGCAUUCCGACUAUCAAUCUGGGAACCCUGCAUGGCACGACGGCGCACAAGGCAGUUGUACCAUCUCUGCAGUACACUCCCAUACGUGCUAAUACAACACCUGUGCGCGUGACGAGAGAGGCGUCUGCAUCUUACACUACGGGUGCGCCGCCUGGAAUAACAGGACCUUUCCGCCAUGAGCAUGCCAUCCGGUCACGCUCGGAGAAGAUCGUCUGGUACAUGUCUACGGGCCCGGUGUUGCCCGGUGUGCCGAUCGCAGCAACCAUCGCGGAUGCCGGAGACCUCUACAUUCACCUGAAUGAUGGUGAGCUCCAGGUCUGGCUUCGUGGGAAGGCGGCGGAGUGGGUCCCCAUCCUCGAGCGGCAUCCUCAUCCGACCAUCAACGGCUAUGUCCUUCGCCUACUCGACAAUGGAGAACCUCGCUGGCCCGACAUCCUCCUCGCCAUCGCGCGCCACACGCUCGACCCGAUCGAGCUCUACAAGCUCGAUGAGCAGUACCGCAGCUCCGCGAACACGUCGCCGCCCGCAGACCUCUCGGACCCGCUGUCCGCGUCCACAGCGGAGACCACGCGUGAGUUCAUCACGCGCUACUACCCCUCCUUCUCCGCACUCAUCUCCCCUCUCUCCACCUACUUCCGCAUCCUCCUCGCCCUCGCGUCCGCAGCGCCCACCCCGCCAACGCCAUCUUCACCGGCGCCCCCACUUGCUCGACCUCGGCGGUUCGAGUCCGUCGCGCGCGCGAGCAUCCCGACCUCGCGGCCGCGGCCCUGUCUGACCUGCCCGCAGAGCGGCCCCCGGCGCACCCCGACGGCAAGCCGACGCUGCCCGGCGUCGACGGCGAGCGCAGCGGCCCGAGCUCGCCUUCCACAACGGGCGAGUUCCCGCUGUCGGGCAACCUUGCCUCAAUCAAGAAUGGACGGCAUCAUUGCGGUGACGAUGUCGCUCAUCUGGCCCGACGACUUCAACCUUAAGGCCACCCACACGAACAACGCGCCAAAGACAUCAUACAUCCUCUGUGUCCGUGUUGUACGCGUCCGCACGCUCGGACGAUCUCCGAGCCCGCUUCGUUUGAUUGUCCCGCGGAGCGCGCUUUGCGGCGCGACUGGGGCGUCGCUGGCAGGAGACGACGGCGGUAUAUCAACUGGCGCUGCGCGAUGGACGGUCUCGACUAGGGAUAGUGAAACCGUGUUACGGACAUAUGACCUUUGCUUGACCAUUGCUGUGCCCAAAGAACAAGACGACCAGCCCAUGAGCUCCACCCCAAGCACGACCUUCACACUGCUAAUACCUAGAUGUGCCUUCUUUGACGAGCUCCGGGCCAGCAGCUCCGAGGACAUCACUGGGCUCGAACGAGGCAAGCCUUCGUCGUCCUCCGAUGCUCUCAAGCACUUACUGUCCAUCACGACUGAAGACGCCAAGCUCAAGCCCAGGCUUCCCAGUAUCAAGAUCAACACGCCCGUGUCACUCAGGAAGUCGCUCAGGUCGCCCAUAGCGAACUUCAACCUCAGGUCCCCGACAGUUCGGAAGAGCGCACCUGCCGCGUCCCUACCGCCUGGCGCGCACAAGAAACGCUUCCGCGCAACGGUCCAUCGUGUCAUGGCGUUGCGCCGCGCGUCGACGACGAUGACCUCGGGGCGCAUCGGCGCAGAGCCGGGCAUCGACCCCCCGCCGCGCGAGCGCAAAUCUGCGCGAAUGCACACUAUGGUGACAGCCGCCAACAGUGCGUCAUUGAGAUCGUGGACUAUUCCGUGA
Messenger RNA from Rhodofomes roseus, 2292 nucleotides. RefSeq lists its product as uncharacterized. Bases 1 to 2292 code for a protein of 763 amino acids. The record is from RefSeq and is a predicted model, not a curated record. NCBI's taxonomy places the organism in Eukaryota, Fungi, Basidiomycota, Agaricomycetes, Polyporales, Fomitopsidaceae. The transcript is spliced from 10 exons.